Choloepus didactylus (southern two-toed sloth) is the source of this 561-nucleotide messenger RNA. RefSeq names its product IQ motif containing F3 (gene IQCF3). Lineage: Eukaryota; Metazoa; Chordata; Mammalia; Pilosa; Megalonychidae. The record is from RefSeq and is a predicted model, not a curated record. The coding region runs from base 1 to 561 and encodes 186 amino acids. Gene Ontology annotation, molecular function: calmodulin binding. The transcript is spliced from 3 exons.
AUGGUUGGCUCCUCCUCCAUCCUCCUGCCCCUGCCAGGGUCAAGGGGGACCAGCAACCAAAGGGGCUGUGAACACCUGAACCACUGUCCCCAAAUCAUGGGCAAUAACUGCUGUGCAUUUGGUCCAGAAAUAGAAAUAAUAGUGAUAGAGAAGCAGAAGAAGGCGCUCCUUGCAAAGCAGCAACUUGAAAAAAAGAACAAGUCGGCUGGAAAGAUCCAGGCCUGGUGGCGUGGCACACUGGUGCGUAGAACCCUGCUGGUGGCUGCCCUCAGGGCCUGGAUGAUUCAGUGCUGGUGGAGGACCCUUACGCAGAGGUGGGUGCAGAAGCAACAGCAGGCCCUGUUGAAGAGUUACAUAAUCCGGGAGCAGGCAGCCGUCAAGCUGCAGUCGUGGGUUCGCAUGUGGCAGUGCCAGCAACAUUACUGCCACUUGUGCAACACGGUCUGCGUACUGCAGGCCCGGAAGAGCUGCCUUGCCCUCCAGAAGGAGGACCAUUUGCAGUUGCAGUACCAAGUCCCUUCCAACCAGCUCCAGUUCCAUAUUGAAAUCCUAUCAGUCUGA